Molecule: messenger RNA, 1128 nt
Organism: Caenorhabditis elegans
Lineage: Eukaryota; Metazoa; Nematoda; Chromadorea; Rhabditida; Rhabditidae
Gene: srw-112
Product: G-protein coupled receptors family 1 profile domain-containing protein
Exons: 4
Coding region: 1-1128 (375 amino acids)
Biological process (GO): signal transduction; G protein-coupled receptor signaling pathway
Cellular component (GO): membrane
Molecular function (GO): G protein-coupled receptor activity; G protein-coupled peptide receptor activity
Source: RefSeq, marked reviewed
AUGCAAGCCUGCGACAAUGCUCGUCAAAACUUUCCAACUUUGGAAAAAUCAACUGCAAGAGCAUUAUGUUCAUUUUUAAAUGAUUUCGUGAAUUUUGUGGAUGUUGUUAACAAACAUAAAUUUUAUAUUUACUAUCUGGUUGUUUUAAUUAAUUUGUUCCAUGUUAUUGUCUUAACUAGACCUAGCAUGAGAACCUCUUCUAUCAAUAUUAUUAUGACUGCUGUCGCGAUUGCAGAUAUCAUUUCUGCAAUUUAUAAUAUUCACCUUAAAAUUGUUCUAAUCCUAACUGAUAUCUAUCCAUGUUACUCCAAAAAUUUAUAUCAUAAUCUUAUCAUCCUUGACAAUUGUUUGUAUUGUCUGCAAGACUAUACGAGAAGAUGUUCCACAUGGCUAAGUCUCUCAAUUGCAACUAUUAGAACCCUUGUCGUAAGAAAUCCAAUGGACCCCAAAUACGAGAAGCUUUCCAAUCCAAAAACUGCUGUAAUUGUUAUUUUUACAAUUUGCUCUCUUUGCUUACCUACCACAGUAUUACAAUACUUUAAAGCGGGAUUCAUUGAGAACGAGGAGGCCAACGCGUGUAAAGGCAAUGAAAUGGUUGACGAAUAUUAUUAUCGGGGGUUGUCAGACUUGUUUAUGGACAACGAAAUGUUGAUAUAUAAUAUAUUUUUCUAUCUCGAAGGAGUCACUUCAAAACUGAUUCCAUGCCUACUUUAUCCGAUUGCAACUGUGUUCUUAAUUAUCGAAAUCCGAAAAGCUGCCAUAAACCGAAAAAAGAUAUCGUCCUCAUCAUCCUCACAACAAGACUCAUCUGGAAGAACUACAAAGUUGAUUUUCUAUUUGACCGUAAUUUUUUACAUUGGGGAAUUCCCCAUGGCGGUUUUCUACAUUUUAAAUCCAAUUUUACAAAUGAGCAUUCAGUGGGGGUUCUAUACUUACCUUGUGUAUUUCGAAUUUUUGUUCUCUACUUUAUUAACCGCUACAACUGCAAUACAUAUGCCAAUUUGCUUAUUAAUGUCUUCACAGUAUAAAAUAACUGCCAAAGAUGUGAUUUUUGGUGGAUAUCAGCAUAAGCUAAGGAAAAGUGAGUCAAGUGUGAUCAGUAUUCGACCUAGUAGCCAGACUAGGUAA